Molecule: messenger RNA, 905 nt
Organism: Candidula unifasciata
Lineage: Eukaryota; Metazoa; Mollusca; Gastropoda; Stylommatophora; Geomitridae
Source: the annotation of a GenBank genome assembly
AUGACGCCUUUUGGUUCUGCAGGAGCUGGAGGAGAUGGUGUAAGUCGAUCUCAAUACAAAGAUAAGGACAAACCGACACAGAUUCGAUACAGCAACAUACAAGCAACUAAAGCUGUUUCAGAUGCUGUGCGGACGAGUUUGGGCCCCCGUGGCAUGGACAAAAUGAUUCAGGCAGCUAAUGGUGAUGUUACUAUUACCAAUGAUGGAGCAACUAUUCUUAAACAGAUGCAGGUGCUUCAUCCAGCAGCAAAAAUGCUUGUUGAACUCUCGAAGGCUCAAGACAUAGAAGCAGGCGAUGGGACCACAUCUGUUGUUGUUUUAGCUGGCAGUUUACUAGAUGCAAGUGCUAGUCUGUUGUCAAGGGGUAUUCACCCUACAGCAAUAUCUGAAGGAAUCCAGCGUGCAGCUACCAAGUCUACAGAAAUCCUGGAGUCCAUGGUCACUCCUCUUGACCUGAGUGACAGAGAAUCAUUGUUGAAAAGCGCAUCCACAGCCUUAAACUCCAAGGUUGUGUCUCAGUACUCUUCCAUUCUGUCACCCAUUGCUGUGGAUGCUGUCAUGAAAGUCAUUGAUCCAGUCACAGCCACAAAUGUAGAUCUUAAUGACAUUAAGAUCGUCAAAAAACUUGGAGGUACAGUGGAAGACACGGAACUGAUUGAAGGCCUGGUGUUUACCAGCAGGACUUCAGGAGCAGGGGGACCCACCAAAGUGGAAAAGGCUAAAAUUGGCCUCAUUCAGUUUUGUAUUUCCCCACCCAAAACUGAUAUGGACAACCAAGUGAUUGUCUCUGACUACACUCAGAUGGACCGUGUCCUACGGGAGGAACGAGCUUACAUUCUUGACAUUGUGAAGAAAAUCAAGAAGGCUGGAUGCAAUGUGUUGCUGAUUCAGAAAUCUAUUCUGAG